ACGCUCUUAAAGACUAAUACACAGUCUAUAGAGUAGACUGACUUUAUGAAACAGUUUGCAGUGAAACUUUUAAACCGCAGGACAAACACACACAGCUGCUGCUGAGCAGACACCAGAGUUUUGGGACUUUUCAUUCACAAAUAUGAUGGAGGAUUUCUCCGGUUUGGCUCUGCCUCCUCUGUUUGGAGGACACAUCCUGGAAGCAGAGCUGGAGCCUGGUGGUGUGGAGCUGGGACCAGGAGAGGUGGAGCUCGGCCCAGGAGGCAAUGAGUUGCUGGAGAGUACAGCACAAGAGGAUGAAGAGAGAAGAGCUCUUGAUAAGAGGAAAUAUCUGGCUCUGAGCAGGAGAUGUAAAGAAAUUGAACAGGUGAAUCAGAAGAUUCUUGGUCGCCUUCACCAAGUACAAAGAAUUACACGGCGCUUGAAGAAAGAGAGGCGGUUUCUCAUGAAGACUUUAGAUGCUCAUGGGGAUGACUACAGAAACACCCAGCUCACUAUACUUCUAGAGGAUGAGCCUGGAGCCCAUUUAGAUACUGCUGAUGGAGUGGAGGAUGACCGGCUCAAUGGUGUGUCUGGUUCCACUUCGUCUGCAGCGUUGCAUCACGCUGCUGGACCAAAGAAGAGGAGGCACCGAAUUCCACGACAAGAGAAGGAUAAAGACCAACAGACCGAACCAGACAUGUCAGUGUUGGCAGAGACACAGUUUGGAGAAAUGCCCAGCCCAACUUCUCUGUCUCACUGAUCGUUACACUGCCUUGGAUGAUAAAGGAGCACCCAGUUGUUAUUUUUUUACUGUUCAGUAGAUACGCUGCCUCUCUUCAGCCAGCUUUUGCACUGUUUGUAGUUUUACUUGAACAUUGUGAACAGACGGAAUUCAUGUAAGGUGAAAUGAGAUGUUAUUCACCUGGUACAUACAGUCUAUACAUUUGUUUUGUAUAUAGUAUUUUCUGUAGUCAUAUUUUGUACUAAGAGUUGAUGACAACACAUAAUUAUGACCAGUGUGCACACUGUCAUUGACAACCUUGUCUGGUAAAUGUCUGGCAACCCAGAUGCAAUUAUCGUAGGGUAGAAACCUGUGUUAUUUUUGGCUUUCACAAUACAUUCUUGGAUACUAUGAAUGAUUUUAUGGUUCAUGAUUUUAUCUCAGUAAGAGUCAUGAUCAGUAUUAAAGUAUCGCAGACUGCUAAUUGGUUCUUAGGCUGUAUUAUUUUUAUUUUAAAGUUUUUA
This is a messenger RNA of Siniperca chuatsi (mandarin fish), 1227 nucleotides long. It is a transcript of the gene tfpt, whose product is annotated as TCF3 (E2A) fusion partner. Gene Ontology annotation, molecular function: DNA binding. Lineage: Eukaryota; Metazoa; Chordata; Actinopteri; Centrarchiformes; Sinipercidae. Gene Ontology annotation, cellular component: Ino80 complex. The record is from RefSeq and is a predicted model, not a curated record. Gene Ontology annotation, biological process: positive regulation of apoptotic process; apoptotic signaling pathway; apoptotic process. The coding region runs from base 143 to 742 and encodes 199 amino acids. The transcript is spliced from 7 exons.